UACUUUGAAACUAUUGCCCGGUCCUAUUCCGUCUAGCUUGAAAGUCGUAGUGGAAGUCGGGACUCGGCUCCUCGCAGACUGGCUGUACCAAGUUGUUGCUCGCUGGUGCCAACGCCCGGCGAAACAGACUGCUAACGUUAGCUAGCAGAGACAUAGAGGGACACAGGUAGCGUGAUUGCCAGCAGCGUCAGAAAGCACAGAGAUGCAGACUAUCAAGUGUGUGGUGGUGGGUGAUGGAGCAGUAGGAAAAACUUGCCUGUUGAUUUCAUACACCACCAAUAAAUUCCCCUCUGAAUAUGUACCAACAGUGUUUGACAACUAUGCAGUAACUGUAAUGAUUGGGGGUGAACCAUACACCCUUGGCUUAUUUGACACAGCAGGUCAGGAGGAUUAUGACCGGUUACGACCUCUAAGCUACCCACAGACUGAUGUCUUCUUAGUGUGUUUCUCAGUUGUUUCACCUUCCUCAUUUGAGAAUGUUAAAGAAAAGUGGGUUCCUGAAAUAACUCACCACUGUCCCAAGACCCCAUUCCUGUUGGUAGGCACUCAGAUUGACCUGCGUGAUGACCCCUCUACAGUGGAGAAGUUAGCCAAGAACAAACAAAAGCCAAUCACUCCUGAGACGGCGGAAAAGCUGGCUCGUGACCUUAAGGCAGUCAAAUAUGUUGAGUGCUCAGCCCUAACGCAGAAAGGAUUAAAGAAUGUGUUUGAUGAGGCAAUACUGGCUGCCCUGGAGCCCCCUGAACCUAAGAAAAGACGUAAAUGUGUUCUGCUCUAAGUUUCGUCACAGUCUUCACACCAAUUUCCAAAUCUAGGUUAACAGUACUGAAGAGGUUUUCUGCACAAGAACAUUCCACUGUGACUUGAGAUAUUUUUAAAUAUUAGCCUUCUCACUUAACCUAAAACAUAUUUUGUGUAAGACUGAUACUGUUUGUCAUAAUUUGAUGCCACUGAAAUGGUUGCUACACCAACAUGAAUGCUGAAACUUUAGAAAUUGUAAGGAACACUUGGAAGUAAUGUUUUGGUUUGGCCACAUUAUGUUGGAUUCAUCUUUGCAGAGGUUUCAUUGCUAAAUAACUGAUUAUGCAAUAUUUUAAUAGAGUUCCUGUUUCAAGAAUCCUAUAAAAUAGAGCUUUAAGCCAUGCUGUAAAUCCUGCUAAAGUCAUAAAAUGUAAUGUUUGUUUUUCAAACACUUUGGGAAAGCUCCACCUCUCAAAGGGUUAAUAGUCUUUUCAAUCAUGACAUAGCCUUCAGGUAGAUGCAAGAAACCUAAUGGAAUAUGGCAUUUCUAGGUUAUGUUCCAUCUUUGCUCUGACAAAAGUGGAAAAUCUAUAUAGUACACAAACGUCACUCCAUUUAAGUUACUAUGAGUUUGAGUGCAAUUAUAUCCCAUUCAUUUGCUUUUUGUUGUAAACAUGAAAUAAGUCAAUUAUGCCCUGAACAAUCAUCAGAAGGUGGUAAAGCUGAACUUUGUGGAAGCGUAUUUAUGCCUAAUGCUCCGCUAGUUACUUAUAUUGUAAACUGAACAUACCUGCCACUACUCUGCAGCACCACUAACAGUGUGAGAUCCUGUGGAAAUGAUUAAAUCACUUAACUGAUAUCUGUCUUUACCUAUAUCCAUUCCUAGAUUGUAGGCUUUUGAUUUCAGUUGUACAUAUAGUGAAAGUAACGUGUAAAUUAUUGACUGAAACUGUGUGCAUUACCGAUGACUGAGAAGUCUAGGCGACCCUGAAAUCAUUAACCAGAAAAUGUGUUUUUUUUUUUUUAUUCAAUUUGACAAAGCUGGACUGUAUUUUGCAUGUAAUGAAACUUCACAAUAAAACAGUAUUAUCAUUAAAUCUUACUUUUAAAAUUU
Messenger RNA from Archocentrus centrarchus (flier cichlid), 1855 nucleotides. RefSeq names its product cell division control protein 42 homolog. Gene Ontology annotation, molecular function: GTPase activity; GTP binding. Bases 203 to 778 code for a protein of 191 amino acids. The transcript has 6 exons. The record is from RefSeq and is a predicted model, not a curated record. NCBI's taxonomy places the organism in Eukaryota, Metazoa, Chordata, Actinopteri, Cichliformes, Cichlidae. Gene Ontology annotation, biological process: small GTPase-mediated signal transduction.